AUGCGACUACGCCCUGACGAUUUGUGUUGGGAGCAAGCAGAAGAAACUUCAGAGAAAUGGCUCAUUCAACUCCUCGAGCCUGAAUUCCUGAGACCCAUUGCAGAUUUCAUGAUCACUCACAAUAGAGGAAUUGCUACCGAAUUCGUUAUUCUCCGAAAGGGAUCUCACAAUAUUUCGUUGCGGCUAAAAUACCGGAAUGGUUCCACGGUGGUCCGAUUGUCGCAGCCGGGCACUGUCUUUUUCCCCGAAGAGAAGGUUGUGAAUGAAGUUGCUGUCAUGCGAUUUAUCAGAGAUCAGACAUCUGUACCUGUUCCCUUCGUUCUUCAUUCAGACACAAAAGAAGAGAGUCCCCUGGGCCUUAGUCCAUUCAUCAUCAUGGAAUAUGUCGAACAUGAGACGAAAAUGUAUGCGGCUCUUAAUACGCCAGGGUGUCCUGUAGAGCAGCGUGGUGUUCCUAAUCCAAAUAUUGAUGAGGCUACACUAGAGAUGCUGUAUGGACAACUUGCGGGAGUUCUACUCCAGCUUGCUAGGCCCUCUUUGCCUCGAAUAGGGUCUCUGAGCCAGACUAACGAAUUUACCUGGCAGGUAACACGUCGCCCAUUGACAAUGAAUAUGAAUGAACUCGUUCGAGUGGGAGGGUUACUACGCUCAAAGCUACCCGGCUUAGAUACUAAAUUCGAUACAUCUUCAUCAUACAUUGAGGCACUUGCGGAGCUCAAUAUACAGCAUUUAUUCUAUCAGAGAAAUGACUCUGUGCACUCAGCAGAUGACUGUCGACGGAAAUUUAUAGCGCGACGGCUAUUUCGAGAACUUGCAAGAGAUAAACGACUUACACAUCCAUUGCUUGAGAAUGGGCCUUUCAAAAUUUGGUGUGAUGAUUUAAGGCCCGCGAAUGUGCUACUUGGGGAGAAUAUGGAAAUCUCCGCUGGAGUGGACUGGGAGUUUACAUACUCCGCACCUGUUGAAUUCUCCUACAUGCCACCUUGGUGGCUACUCGUUGAGAAGCCUGAGCUCUGGCCAAAGGGCCUUGUCGACUGGACAGCGGCAUUUGAUACUCGGCUAGAGACAUUCCUACGAGCAAUGAGACGCUGUGAAGAAGUAGCGAUACAAAAAGAUCAACUCUUCAAGAAGAACAACGACUCUCCAACGAUAUGCAUGACAGCUGGGAGAGUAGAGAUUUCUGGGUCAUGUACGCAGCUUUGA
Penicillium malachiteum is the source of this 1203-nucleotide messenger RNA. Its product is annotated as phosphotransferase family protein. Lineage: Eukaryota; Fungi; Ascomycota; Eurotiomycetes; Eurotiales; Aspergillaceae. The coding region runs from base 1 to 1203 and encodes 400 amino acids. The transcript has a single exon. The record is from RefSeq and is a predicted model, not a curated record.